This is a messenger RNA of Trypanosoma grayi, 504 nucleotides long. RefSeq lists its product as hypothetical. The transcript has a single exon. NCBI's taxonomy places the organism in Eukaryota, Euglenozoa, Kinetoplastea, Trypanosomatida, Trypanosomatidae. The record is from RefSeq and is a predicted model, not a curated record. The coding region runs from base 1 to 504 and encodes 167 amino acids.
AUGAUCGCCGACGCCGUCUUCGUCGCGGCAUGUGUGAUGGAGUCGAAAGGCCUCAUUGACCUCACAAGUGCGGCGAAGCAUGCCGUAGUGACGGUGGAAAAUGUGUUUAACCACCGCAUGAAGUGCCUCCGCCAUAUUCGAAGCCCGCCAUUCACACCGUACGCCCGCUGCAUCGCAGCGAAGCCGGACUUCACCGCUGGGGCGGGCGUUGACGCGACAAAGCUCUCGCUCUACGCACAGAAGGCGGGCGAGAUUGCGGUGGGUGCGGCCGAUAGGCUGAAGCAGCUCAUGGCGUCGAAGGAGCUCGACGCGCUCCGCAAGAAGGCGCUGCAGACGCGUGUGGAGAACAUGGAGCAGACCGCCCGAGCCAUGGGUGCAUCGCUGGCUGCAUUCGCCCGAGUCUGUGAUGAUGCGGAGGUGCUGAAGGACCACACCGUCAGGGUGGAGCGGCCGUUUGAUGCAUCGAUGAUAUGCUUUGCCCUCUGCAAGAAGGAAUCGCAAUGA